Molecule: messenger RNA, 1677 nt
Organism: Colletotrichum higginsianum IMI 349063
Lineage: Eukaryota; Fungi; Ascomycota; Sordariomycetes; Glomerellales; Glomerellaceae
Product: Protein kinase domain-containing protein
Exons: 3
Coding region: 1-1677 (558 amino acids)
Source: RefSeq, a predicted model, not a curated record
AUGGUGGACGACUACAUGCUUGUUAAGAAAGACCGAUGGUCUGCGAAAAAGAUUUGUCUACAAUUUGACAAGCUCUUCGGUUCCACCGAGCCCGAAGAGUCCCAGGUCCCCAAAGAUCUGCACACCCUGCUACAGAGGAUUGACCUCCAGUCCGAACAGAUGUACGACCAACAUUCAGGCAUCAGAAGAGUGGACUCAGACGAAGGGGCCAAGCAGCUACCACAGGUUCCGAACCUACCGCCCGCCGACGUGGAGUUUGAAAGUCGUCGUAUUCUCUUGGAACAAGCCAUCCAGCCAGUGGCACAGCGGUCACGAGAUCGCAUGGUGCUGCCGGCUCAUUCGCGAACCCGAACGUCGAGCACAACACAACCCCCCGACUCGCCUGUCAAGCCUCGCGAGACCAUUACCGCCUGGCAAGUGAGAACCGAGCUAAUGAAGACCGGAAUGAGAUUUAGGCCAAACCUGAAGAGUUUCAGUUCUCUAUUCAAACCAAAGCCCGUGCCAGUCAAGGGCAAGAACAUGUCGGAGCAUCUGGACCAGCGCCUGGAAGUGGAGUUCAAGAACCGCGACAUCGUGUAUCUCAUCGACAACGGCACUACAAUGGCAUCUCACUGGUUGCAAGUGACUCACCUUCUGGAGGUUCUUGUCUGGCGAUCUUUGGGAUACGAUGACAAUGGGAUGGAGCUGUACUUUACGGACCCGGACACCGAUCCGAGGGCAACUGUCACAGAAUCUUGCUUACAGCAGGUCGAGGACUUCACCAAAGCCAUGAUGUUCGCACAGCCGGACGAGCCUAAGUCGCCGACACAGGCGGUCAACACCACAAUCGUGCCGGAGCUCGCGCGCAUCAUCAACCGCUACACGCGGGCCAAGGCGUCGAAAAGGCCGCCGCGCAAGAAGACCAUCAUCAUUCUGACGGACGGCAUCUGGAACGGCAUGCAAAUGGAACACACCAUUGACAUCUAUCUCCGGUCCAUCAUACACGAAUUGAGAGACCUGCACGGUGACCUCUCGUACAUACGGCCAGGCAAGUCGCAAGAACAAGUGGACAUAUCAACGAUCCGCCCGGUCACGAUACAGUUUGUCCAGUUUGGCCACGACAUGAACGCCGUUGAGAGGCUCCGGCGGCUGGACGAUGACAUGAGGCUCUAUGGGUGCCCGGAUCUGAUCGACACGGAGCACGCAGGCGGCGAUGUCUACAAGAUGUUCCUGGGAAGCCUGUGCCAGGACAUUGACAAACAGAUGCGCUUCAUGGUCGGCCCCGCCCUCUCUGCCUCGCCCAGCAUCGAGCGAGGCAGCUUCCGCCCUCAGGAUACUUUCCAGUCGCCCUCGCAACCCGAGCAUCGCUCGACGGCCGUCUCUCAUACGUCAACACGGGGGUCGGAUCAGCACGACCGGAUCUCCGGUGACCAAGACCGGCCCUCAACCCCUUCCGUGCAGCGUCAUGAGCUCCCUACAUCCCCAGACUUGCGAAGCGAAAAUUUCCCAACACCUCUCCACAGGUCGUCUACCAUCGGCUUGGCGAACCCAAUCUCGCCAAGUACCGUUGCAUCACCAGAUGGAAUAGGUUUCAUGCGGGAGUCGCCUUCGUAUCAUGACACGCAGAGGUCUCCUCCCACGUCGCCCGCAUCGUCAGCGCCGCCUACAACACCAUCCCGAUCGUCUCGCCGACCAUAG